Aspergillus pseudotamarii is the source of this 813-nucleotide messenger RNA. RefSeq lists its product as uncharacterized. Lineage: Eukaryota; Fungi; Ascomycota; Eurotiomycetes; Eurotiales; Aspergillaceae. Bases 1 to 813 code for a protein of 270 amino acids. The transcript is spliced from 3 exons. The record is from RefSeq and is a predicted model, not a curated record.
AUGUCUGGCGCUCCAGUUGUCUGCCCACCGCCCCAAGAAGAGGGUUUGAGCGUUUUACCUUACAGCUCUGAUCCCGAAGCGGCCUUACAGAAAGCGAGAAAGGAUACAGCUGUGGUUCCCUCUAUCCAUUACAUCGACCUAGCGAAUAGUAUUCCCGGGGAAGCCCAGUCGGUAUUGAAUCAGUACCGAAGCGAGGUUCUGAGCUACCGCAGCUGGGCAAGUCUGAGAUGGUGGGCUACUGUUGACAAGAGCCAGAACCUUCCUCAAGAUGACUCGCUGGUAGCCACUGCUAAGCGUGCCGGGUGUGUGGCUCGGGUGGCCAACGCCGACAUUUCACGUACGCCUUGGCUUCAACAGUUUGGCAACUCAACCGUACAGAAGCAUAUUUCAUCCCCGGUCAGCGAUCUCCAUCCUACUUUGAUCGGAGCAGUGCUGGAAGGAUUUGCUGCCCCGCACGACGAGGUCCUUGAAACUCUGGAGAGGGUGGUGGAACAAGUCGUGAAAGCAAUUGAAGUGAAAGCCCACAUUCCGGAUAGUCUGUCGCAGCUUAUUAUACUCCAGCGGUACGAAUGGAUACCGGAAAUUAGAGACGUGAAAUCUUACACCCGCACUAUUCUCUUUGAUAUCACAGAUGACACGGUUAUUACCAAUAUCGAAAAGAGAUCACAAGAACAUAUUGAGUUCGAUAUUUCAUACAACGAGCAUGAGUCACUUUUCAAUAAGCGAGGCUGGGAGCAGGUCAGUCGGCAAUUGGACUCAGGCAAGAGGGAGUUCCGCGACUAUGUCCAGGAAAACACUGUUUAUGCCUCAUAG